GGUAACACUGUGAAAAACGGAUUUGACGCCCAAGUUGUUCCCCGCGUUUAAAUCCGGCGCCCCGCCUGCAAGACUGGACCGGACACCUACCGAGAUAUCACAACUUUUCAAACUCUUCACUGUGGGAGAUCUUGACGAAAGCAAACAACGCAAGCUAUUCAGUGGCAGGUCCUGGUCUUUUCUUCUUCUUUUUAGUCAUCCCCUAAAACAUGUCUUCCAAACUCCACCAGGCGCCUCCUUUCAGGGCCGAGCAUAUGGGCUCACUCCUCCGUCCCCAGAAGCUCCUUGACAUUCGCGAGGGCAAGAUCCGCGACCAGGGCCUGUCCGAAGAGGAAGCCGGCCUCCCGUCCGUCGAGAAGGAGUCUGUCGCCGAGGUGGUGCAACUGCAGCGCGACCUGGGCAUCAAGGGCGUUACCUCGGGCGAGUUCAACCGCACGCGCUUCUGGGGGCUCAUGUGGGACGAGUUCGAGGGCACCACCCGCCUGCAGGAUGCCGAAGCCAGCAUGUUCCGCCUGUACCACCCGGACGUCGUGAGCCUCAUUGAGAAGGACCGCAAGGUCAUGCCCGGGGACUCGGUCAUCGCCGGCGGCAAGCUGUCCCACUCUCCCGAGAAGUCCAAGUCCAACCUGCACGAGCUCCGUCUGGUGCAGGCGGCGCUUCCCAAGGAGGAGUGGAAGAACAUCAAGCUGACCAUGAUCACGCCCGCCUGGUUCCACAUGCGCUACAAGCAGGGCCGGGCCUACACCAAGGACGCCUACGCCAACGAUGCCGACUACUUCAGCGACGUCGCCAAGGUCUACCAAGCCGAGCUUCAGCAGCUCUACGACGCUGGUCUGCGAAACGUCCAGUUCGAUGACCCCGGAAUGGCAUACUUCUGCUCUCAAAAGUUCCGCCAGGGUUGGGAAGAAGACAAGGACAACGACGGCACCGUUGAGGACCUCCUCGACGCCUACAUCAAGCUCUACAACGACACCGUCAGCAAGCUGCCCGAGGACAUGCACACGGGCAUCCACCUCUGCCGCGGCAACUUCAUCGGCGGCCGCCACUUCGCCGAGGGCUCCUACGACAUCAUCGCCAAGAAGCUCUUCCAGAACCUCAACGUCAACACCUUCUACCUCGAGUACGACACCGAACGCUCGGGCGGCUUCGAGCCGCUGCAGUUCCUCCCCAAGAACAAGAACGUCGUUGUCGGCAUCAUCAGCACCAAGGUCCCCAAGCUGGAGGACAAGGAGGAAAUGAAGGCCCGCGUCCUCAAGGCGGCCGAGUUCGUCGCCAAGGGCAGCGGUGAGACCAAGGAGGAGGCCCUGAAGCGCAUCUGCGUGUCCCCCCAGUGCGGUUUCAGCACCCACGAGAGCGGAUACCCGUUGAGUCUGGAGGACGAGAAGAACAAACUCUCUCUCAUUAGGGACAUUGCUGAUGAAAUCUGGGGCGAGGCUUGAAUGGGGUGCCAAAUUCACAUGUCGGCGGAAAGCGGAAGUUGAUUGAGGUAGUGGGGGUGUAAAAUUCAACCUGCGAGGUUUUUGAGAUACCUUACUGUAAAUACUGCAGGCGGAGCUGUGACAUAUGGGUUUUGUUCAACAGUAAGUCUCGUGUGCCGAGCCAACAGUUCCCGACAAGGUCGUCCUCCAAAUCAAGACGGCUUUUGGGGAAAAAGAACAAAUGUUUCAGACUCUUCGUUCAGACUCUUGAUGGGUAAAACAACGAAAUUCAUGAUAUUAUACAUCUCAAAUUGGGCAGGUUCAACGACUUGGUAAACUGGUAAGACUCAUUGUGCGACUGUGGCUACUUAUGCCUAUGAACGACAAGGCUAUUAUACAUGUAGUCCGUGGGAUAUUAAACCUGGAUAUUUAACAAAGGGAAACGGGUGAGAUUCAUAAAAUGAAAGU
Colletotrichum destructivum is the source of this 1886-nucleotide messenger RNA. Its product is annotated as Putative cobalamin-independent methionine synthase MetE/archaeal, UROD/MetE-like superfamily. The transcript is spliced from 2 exons. Lineage: Eukaryota; Fungi; Ascomycota; Sordariomycetes; Glomerellales; Glomerellaceae. Gene Ontology annotation, molecular function: 5-methyltetrahydropteroyltriglutamate-homocysteine S-methyltransferase activity; zinc ion binding. The record is from RefSeq and is a predicted model, not a curated record. Bases 210 to 1439 code for a protein of 409 amino acids.